AAUAGAAACUUAAAAAAAAAAAUUUAAUAAAUCACUCUAGUUCUUUUUUUUUCCAUCUAACAGGAAAAUGACAAGAUUUCCUUUAGCAAUAUGUCUAAUGUGUAUAAUAGUAGCAUCAAGUACGGUAUAUGAAGCGCAAGGAGGUUUCUUAUUAAGGCAUUACUUGAGGAAACUUCCUAGACUGGCCAACGAGUUUGAACCUUUCGCUUUCAAGAUUAUGAUUAGAUUUAUAGACAACCUUGAGAGCUUAUGCUCCUCGAAAGUGGAGUACAAGGAGUUCUUCUCAAAGCUGAAGGCUUUUUUGAUCUUCAUAAACUCAACAGCAGGGAAGUCUUCAUCGUCAGAAUUUGAGUCUCAGUUGAAAGCACAUUCUGAGGGGCUCUUCAAGGCCAUCACUGCAUUGGGUGUCAAAGCAUCGGCGGAUACAAGCAAGUUGAUUGAAAGUUUGAUGUCGAUGGGAAAAGUUAUGGCUGAGUAUAAGAGGAGCGGUUCACUAACAAUGACAAGUGAACAAAGGAGAGUGCUGAUCACAUCUAUGAUGAAAUGGGCACAAGUGAUUGGUCAGUUUGUGAAAACUGUACGUGAGAAGACUGGUGACGGUGAUAUUGAUCUCCCAUCUCUUGGCAUUGGAGGUGGAGAUGACGACGCUGGAAAUGCUGGAGGUGGAAGCUCCGGCAGUGGUUCUUCCUCCAUGGGAGCUGGAAGUGCUGGAGGUGGUAGCUCCGGCGGUGGUGCCUCCUCCUUGGGAGCUGGAAGCGCUGGAGGUGGAAGCUCUGGCGGUGGUACCUCCUCCAUGGGAGCUGGAAGCGCUGGAGAUGGAAGCUCUGGAAGUGGUUUUCCCUACCCCGGAGCUGGAGGGACUGGAGGUGGUAGCUCAGGCAGUGGUUCUUCCUCCAUGGGAGCUGGAAACACUGGUAUGGGAGAUGGAAGUACUGGUGGCAGUGGAAGUCCAUCCUCCGACAGUGGUACUCCGUCUAGUGAAACUGGAAGUCCUGCUGGCGGUGGAGGCGGUAGCCCGGGUGGAAGCCCAACUGAUAGCUCAACUGCAGCAGGAGGAAGUUCCAUGGGUGGUGGUGGAAGCUCUGGUGAUACCGGAAGUACAACUGGUGCUGGGGGUGGAAGCUCUGGUGAUACCGGAAGUACAACUGGUGCCGAGGGUGGAAGUUCUAGUGAUACCGGAAGUACAACUGGUGCCGCUGGUGGAAGCUCUGGUGAUACCGGAAGUACAACUGGUGCCGCUGGUGGAAGCUCUGGUGAUACCGGAAGUACAACUGGUGCCGCUGGUGGAAGCUCUGGUGAUACCGGAAGUACAACUGGUGCUGCUGGUGGAAGCUCUGGUGAUACCGGAAGUACAACUAGUGCUCGGGGUGGAAGCUCUGGUGAUACCGCAAGUACAACUGGUGCUGGGGGUGGAAGCUCUGGUGAUACCGGAAGUACAACUGGUGCCGAGGGUGGAAGUUCUAGUGAUACCGGAAGUACAACUGGUGCCGCGGGUGGAAGCUCUGGUGAUACCGGAAGUACAACUGGUGCCGGGGGUGGAAGCUCUAGUGAUACCGGAAGUACAACUGGUGCUGCUGGUGGAAGCUCUGGUGAUACCAGAAGUACAACGGGUGCCGAGGGUGGAAACUCUGGUGAUACCGGAAGUACAACUGGUGCUGCUAGUGGAAGCUCUGGUGAUACCGGAAGUACAACGGGUACCGAGGGUGGAAGCUCUGGUGAUACCGGAAGUACAACGGGUACCGAGGGUGGAAGCUCUGGUGAUACCGGAAGUACAACUGGUGCCGGUGGUGGAAGCUCUAAUGGUGGAAGCUCUGUUGACACCCAAAGUAUGACUGGUGCCGGUGGUGGAAGCUCUAAUGGUGGAAGCGGCGGCGGUGGAACCUCUGCUGGUGGCGCAAGUGGAAGUCCAACUGAUGAUAGCUCACGCUCAGGUGAAAGUGCUGGUGGUGAAACCUCUGGUGCUGGUGGUUCAAGCGGAAAUACAUCUAAUAUGUCUACGGAAGAAUCAAGUUCUAUGGGUGGUGGAAAUUCUUCUGAGGACAGUAAAAUCGCCACUGCUGGAAGCGCCAGUGCGGAAAGCACUUCCGGAGGUGCAAGUGGAGGUUCAACUAAAACCACCGCCGCAGCAGAAAGCUCCAUGAAUAAUGGAGAUUCCUACUCAGAUUCUACAGGUGGAAACACCAUGGGGAGCCCCACCGGGAGUCCUUCUGGUAGUGGUGGGAGCUCUUUCACUGGAAGUGAAACUGGAAGCUCAUCUUACCAAGCUGGAGGAGCCUCCGCAGGUGGGCCGAGUGGAAGUACAACUGAUAGCUCAGCUGCAGGAGCAAGUUCAAAGAAUAGUGGAUAUUCUGCUAAAGGAAGCUCCACAACAAGUGCCCAAGGAAGUACACAGGGUGGUUCAGGUUUAGCUGAAGGAGCCUCUGAAGGCAAAUCUUUCAAAGGAAAAACUGGCUCUACGAGGUAUGAAGGUUCUUCCAACUAUCAAAAGACGCACUCAAAAUCCUCAGACAAGAGCUCCUUCAGCCAUUCCUCAGAAGAGAAAAACUCCGGCAACGUCUAAUUAAACUCGUAGGUUCAGGACAAACAUAUAUCAAUCCUAUAACUUCAAUAAAGACACGGCCCUGCUAAUUUACAGCAGCGAGCUGUAGAAUGUUUUUGCUAAAUACUAGAGAAUCACUUACAUGCGUUAGCUUUUACUGCAUGGACAAUUUAGGAUUUUUUUUUAA
Brassica oleracea var. oleracea is the source of this 2726-nucleotide messenger RNA. Its product is annotated as loricrin. Lineage: Eukaryota; Viridiplantae; Streptophyta; Magnoliopsida; Brassicales; Brassicaceae. The record is from RefSeq and is a predicted model, not a curated record. The transcript has 2 exons. Bases 68 to 2560 code for a protein of 830 amino acids.